Neltuma alba is the source of this 1530-nucleotide messenger RNA. Its product is annotated as serine carboxypeptidase-like. The record is from RefSeq and is a predicted model, not a curated record. Gene Ontology annotation, cellular component: vacuole. Bases 1 to 1530 code for a protein of 509 amino acids. Lineage: Eukaryota; Viridiplantae; Streptophyta; Magnoliopsida; Fabales; Fabaceae. The transcript is spliced from 10 exons. Gene Ontology annotation, biological process: proteolysis. Gene Ontology annotation, molecular function: serine-type carboxypeptidase activity.
AUGAGUCGAAAGGCGAAACCAUGGAAGUUGCAUCAAGCUUCCCCAAAUCCAUCUGUCAUUUCUUUUCUGGUCUUCGCUAUUUCACCAAUCUCAUCUGCGACAUGUCCUUCCACCAAUAAGCUUCCCUUAUCUAUUCCUCAACGACAAGCACAGAAGCUUAUUAGAAACCUUAACCUCUGCCCAAAACAUUCCACCAACAUCGUAUCGGCUGACACGCUGUUUGUUCCCCAAGGGGAUAGGGUCGUUGAGACGAAGCUUAUAUUCCCUAAACUUGUUGCUCCUGGGCCUUCUGUUCAAGACUUCGGUCACCAUGCUGGCUAUUAUUCGCUUCCUAAUUCCAAAGCUGCAAGGAUGUUCUACUUAUUCUUUGAAUCUCGGAACAGCAGGAACGACCCAGUUGUGAUAUGGUUGACUGGAGGACCGGGUUGCAGCAGUCAGCUGGCUUUGUUUUAUGAGAAUGGUCCUUUUCAUAUUACGCAAAACUUAACUCUUUCGUGGAAUGACUAUGGUUGGGACAAGGUAUCAAAUAUUAUAUUUGUAGACCAACCCGUUGGGACAGGGUUCAGCUACUCUUCUGACCAAAGUGACAUUCCCCAUGAUGAAGAGGGUGUUAGCAAUGCCUUGUUUGACUUUUUGCAGGCAUUCUUUAAGGAGCACCCUCAAUUUAGGAAGAACGACUUUUAUAUUGCUGGAGAAUCAUACGCGGGACACUAUAUUCCGGUUCUUGCUUCCCGGGUGCAGAAAGCAAACAAGGCAAACGAAGGAAUUCAUAUAAACCUUAAGGGAAUCGCUAUUGGGAAUGGACUGACCAAUCCUGCAAUUCAGUACCCAGCAUAUACGGACUUCGCAUUGGAGAAUGGCUUGAUCCAAAAAGAUGAUUACGACAGGAUCAAUCAGUUAAUCCCUUCAUGCUCGCAGUCAAUACAAGCUUGUGGGAGGGAAGGUGGAGAUGCUUGCUUGUCUUCUUACACGGAUUGCCAAGCAAUAUUCGGGCAGAUAUUAAGUGUGACAGGCAACAAUAUUAAUUAUUAUGACAUAAGGAAGGAAUGUGAAGGAGAACUGUGCUACGACUUCUCAGGCGUAGAGAGACUGUUAAACGAGAGGGAAGUGAAGGAAGCGCUUGGUGUGAAUGAAGAGUUGGAGUUUGUGUCAUGCAGCAGUGAAGUGUAUGAUUCGAUGGCGCAGGACUGGAUGAGGAAUCUGGCAGUGGGGAUCCCUGCUCUUCUGGAGGAUGGUAUUAAGGUGCUUGUGUAUGCUGGCGAACAGGAUCUCAUCUGCAAUUGGCUUGGGAAUUGGAGAUGGGUUCACGCGAUGAAGUGGUCGGGUCAGAAACAGUUCGGGGCGUCUCCUAACGUGACGUUCCUGGUUGAUGGCAAACAGGCAGGAACACUAAAAACCCACGAACCCCUCACUUUCCUCAAGGUGACUGAGGCUGGGCAUAUGGUCCCUAUGGAUCAACCCAAAGCUGCGCUGGAGAUGCUCACCCGCUGGAUGCAAGCCAAAUUAUCCUCCACAUCAAAACCAAUCUAA